AUGCUGAUGGCGCUCAGCGUCCUCCUCCUCGUCACGAUGCUCUUCAUCACCCACAACAGCCUUGACUCUGCCGUCGUGCGUGGAGAUUCUGAUCAGCAGCGGCAGUGGAUGGCGCAGCAGUUCUCUCGCAUCCACUCCUCGCAGCUGCGGCUCGAGGAACGGCUGCAAGCGAUCGACGGACGGCUGGACGGCCUGGUUUCCAACGGCCUGCCGCAAGCGUCGCAGCCACUGCUGGCGCAGCCAGCCAGCGCUGCCGCCGACACCGUGGCGCCUGAGAGAGGUCUGCGGCAGCCGAGCGCUGCAAAGGAGGGCCGGGCGAAGCGGCACGCGCGCGGGAGCGCGUCGGCGGCGGGGUGCGAGGGCGAGCGCCGCCCGUACCACGACUCGCUCUACCAGGCGUGGCAGACGCGGAUCAUGUACUACCACUACCAGCGCCAGAGAGCGGCCGACCCGUGCGGCGAGGUGGGAGGCUUCACGCGGAUGCUGAACUCGGCGACGUGGCGGCCGGGCGAGGAUGCGACGGGGCAGCCGGGCGAUGAUGCUGAGAUCCCCACCGUCCUCGUCGACCAGCUGACCCCCGGCAGCGGCUGCCGCGAGGGAGGCGACAGCGACACGUGCGACUUUGGCUUCCCCGUGAUGAACCGGCCGCACGGCGUCGCGCAGCUGCUCGCCAAGAUGGGGCGCGGCGAGGUGCCGCAGAUCGUCGAGGACUACGUCCUCAUCACGGAGACGGACCACGUCUUCCUGCGCCCGCUGCCCAACCGCGCCACGCCCCAGCGGCCGGUCUGCUACCCCUUCGGAUACAUGAAGGCCGAGGCGCCCGAGCUGCGCCCCAUCGUCUCGCGGUACGGCUUCGACCCGUCGGUCGUCGACCCUUGCGGGCCCUCGCCGGUGCUGAUCCACCUGCCGCUGCUGCGGCGCCUCACGCCGGGCUGGCUCCGCCUCUCCUUUGCACUCAAGCGAGACGACGAGGCCAGCCGCGUGUUCGGGUGGGUGCUCGAGAUGUGGGGCUACACCCUUGCCGCUGCCCAGCUCGGCGUGCGCCACGAGUGUGUGGAGCAGCUGCAGCAGGAGCCGUCGUCGCUCUGGCACACGGAGCUCGACGGCGAGCCCUACAUCUACCACUACACCUUCGGGCUCGAGUUUACGACCGACGGGCUGCCGGUCACGGGGGUCGGG
Emiliania huxleyi CCMP1516 is the source of this 1179-nucleotide messenger RNA. RefSeq lists its product as hypothetical. NCBI's taxonomy places the organism in Eukaryota, Haptophyta, Isochrysidales, Noelaerhabdaceae. The record is from RefSeq and is a predicted model, not a curated record. Gene Ontology annotation, molecular function: glycosyltransferase activity. The annotation marks the transcript as partial. The transcript has 15 exons.